Nerophis ophidion (straightnose pipefish) is the source of this 2010-nucleotide messenger RNA. RefSeq names its product peter pan homolog (gene ppan). Gene Ontology annotation, biological process: rRNA processing; ribosomal large subunit assembly. The record is from RefSeq and is a predicted model, not a curated record. The transcript has 12 exons. Lineage: Eukaryota; Metazoa; Chordata; Actinopteri; Syngnathiformes; Syngnathidae. Gene Ontology annotation, molecular function: rRNA binding. Gene Ontology annotation, cellular component: preribosome, large subunit precursor. Bases 194 to 1927 code for a protein of 577 amino acids.
GCGCAUGCGCAGUGAACACGGAGCCAUCACCCGCACAGCAGAGGAACAUGCGGGCGGAGAGGAGCUGCUCGCCGCUCUUAAAUCGGGGGAAUUCAUCGUAAAAAAAAACGACAAAAUUCCACAUUGUUGAUGUUCUGAAGUAGGAUUAUUUAAGUUGACGUUCUGAAUGAAAUAAGUGCGUUUGCGAGGAAACAUGGGCCGGUCUAAGUCAAGGAACCAGAAAAAGGCCCGGUCGGAGGCCACCCACUUGGCCGAGGAGACGUACCGAAAUGUCCCCCAUUCCUUCGUCUUCCACCGGGGUCAGGUGGGGAAGAACAUCAGUCAGCUCAUCAUGGACAUGAGGAGAGUCAUGAAACCCUACACUGCGGAGCAAUUAAAGGUCAGGAAAAAGAAUGUGCUGAAAGACUUUGUAGCUGUAGCGGGACCACUGGGAGUGACACAUUUCAUCAUCUUCAGCAAGACGGAGAACAAUCUCAAUAUGAGGAUGGCUCGACUCCCCAAAGGACCCAUGCUUUAUUUCAAAGUACUGAAGUACACGCUCCUCAAAGACGUGGUCUCGUCUCUGAAGAGGCACCGGAUGCACGAGGAGCAGUUCAAGCACCACCCGCUGCUCGUCCUCAACAACUUUGGCUCUCACGGGAUGCACAUCAAGCUCAUGGCCACCAUGUUCCAGAACAUGUUCCCCUCCAUCAACGUGCACACGGUGAGCCUCAACACCAUCAAGAGGGCCGUGCUGCUGAAUUACAACACAGAGUCGCAGGAGAUUGAAUUCCGCCACUACAGCCUGAAGGUGGUCCCGGUGGGUAUGAGCCGCGGCGUGAAGAAGCUGAUGCAGGAGAAGUUCCCCAACAUGAGCAAGUUUGAGGACAUCAGUGAGCUGAUGCUGAAAGGAGCGAACCUGUCGGAAAGUGAAGCCGAACUAGACGGCGACCAUAACAUCACCGAGCUGCCGCAGGUCUACUCCGGCCGAGGCAACAUGGCCUCCCAGCAGAGCGCCAUCCGUCUGACGGAGAUCGGUCCUCGCAUGACGCUACAGCUGAUCAAGAUCCAAGAAGGCAUGACUGAAGGGAACAUCCUCUAUCAUGCCAAUAUCUCCAAGACCGAGGAGGAAAUCCGGGAGAUCCUGCAAAGAAAGGAGUCCCGGAUGAAGGAGAAAGCACAGCGCAAGAAGGCGCAGGAGCAGAACAUCGAUCGCAAGAAAGCCCAGAAGGACGAGCAUAAGAAGAAGAGCCUGGCAGGCAUCAAAAGGAAACACGCGGACAAGCAGGAGGAGGACAGUGAAGUGGAGGAUCCAGGCGCCCAGGACGAUCGACCGGCUCCCGUGGAAUCGGAUGAUGAGGCGGAGUACUACAGGCAGGCUGUAGGGGCGGAGCCAGAUGAAGAUAUGUUCCCAGGAGCAAAGAGGAGAAUGAAAGAUGGAUCUCACGGACCUGCCAAAAAGAUGAGGAAGUUCUCUGCUGGCGAUAAAGGAAAAGGUGCUAUGUCUCCCAAAAAAAACGGCAAAGGAGAUUGGCAUAAAGACAAAAAAAACGGCGAGCGAGCUAAAAAACCUUUCGGAAAGAAAGGUGGGGAUCGAGAGAAAAAACCUUUUGGAAAGAAAGGUGGCGACCAAGAGAAAAAAACGUUUGGACAGAAAGGUGGCGAGCGAGCUAAAAAACCUUUUGGACAGAAAGGUGGCGACCGAGAGAAAAAGCCUUUUGGACAGAAAGGGUCGCCUGGAGGAAAGCCAUUCAGAAAACCGAGCGACCGAGAUAACCGAUUUGGCGGUAAGAAGAAAUUUGAAGGAAAGAGAACUUUUGGUGGAAAAGUAAAUAAAGACAAAGCGUUCCAAUCUUCCAAGAGCCAUAAAAACAGCGUGGCCUUCAGGAAGAAGAAAAGUGGUGGAGAAGCAAAGCAAGGAUUCAAACACAAGAAGGGAAAAGGCUGACCUGAACUUGCUGUAAAGUUCUUUUUUCCGACUGUGUACUUGUGAAUAUUGUUUAUUAAAUAAAAUGUAUUUCAUCCUUUCAA